This is a messenger RNA of Toxoplasma gondii ME49, 2462 nucleotides long. RefSeq lists its product as hypothetical. The transcript is spliced from 2 exons. Lineage: Eukaryota; Apicomplexa; Conoidasida; Eucoccidiorida; Sarcocystidae. The coding region runs from base 136 to 1500 and encodes 454 amino acids. The record is from RefSeq and is a predicted model, not a curated record.
AGACUCUCCAUAUUGUAUGUUACCUGCUUACUGGGAAAACUGUAUCGCCAACAAGAAGAAGCUGUGCUCUUCUGGUGUCCUAAAUCAGAUUCAACCUUGAGUCUCUUCGUUAGUUUAACUACAUCUACGACUUUGAUGAUCGCAUCAACGGCUGGUGCAACGUGGUCAGGGGAUCCCCCUUACCGAAUGUUCCUAUGCAUCCCCACUUGCUAUUUUCAAAGACAAGAGAGGCGUGACCGCGAUUGUUUAUUUGGCCACAGUCCACUUCGUGCACACACUGCCAUGAAGGUAUUCAACCUCACCCUGGCGCUUUGUCUCGCAGCCUUGGUAUCCGCCGACGGAACACCCGCCGCGUCGAGCGACUUCGCUUUGUUAUUGGAGACUGGCGAGCGGAGGUUUGCGGUGAUUCCCUCGUCGACUCAGCCUGAUAGUAACGGGAAACGGGAGUCAAUUACAGAUAACUUGUACAACAAUGCUUCCAGGUUGCUCGCGUUCUUUGAAUCACUCGUGUCGCCCGCAGUCGAGCACGACGAAGAUAACCGAACCGCGACCGGCUUUCUACAACUUGUUGCAGACGACAGAGCAACAGGGAUGGAUGACGAAGCCGUUCUGGAUCACCUCAUGCAGAAGAUUGAUGACGUGCUGCUUGAAGAAACAGACACUGAGGAAAGCACAGGUGACAACGAAGUAGAUCUUUUGAAGAAAGUGCUUGUCAAAAAUGGGAAGAAAACACUGUUGUUUCGCGCUUUAGACACUUUCUGGAUGUUCGUGAGAACAUAUAAGGUCGCACCUGGACUAACAACAACUACGACCAGAAGAACUCCCUACAGUACCACCCGGAGGCGAACCACACGACGGUCAACAACAUCGACAACACGAGCAACCACCGCGCAAACAACAACUAGAAGAACAGCAACAUCAACGAUACGAGUCACCACAACGCAAACUACAACAACUCAGACUACCACAAGUGGACCCACAACGACCGCGACGACAACGAGUGCACGUACAGUUACAAGCACUCGCACAGCCACAUCGACAUCCACAACUUCCAUGAGUAUCACCACCGUUUCUACCAUGCGUUCUUCAUCCACUGCGGCCGCGAUACCGGGUGGAACAGCUGAAGUAGCUGUGUUCCUUGAUGUUGCUGCGAGGUCGCUGCUGAAUGACGUUUGCCGGAGUCAGCAGCCUCAGUGCAUCAAGGAUAUGGAAUACUCUUUCCACCAGGCUAUACUAGAGGAGACCCAGGACAGAACGUUUUCGAGAGAACAGGUGAUCGUUGGCCUCUUGACACCCAGAAGGCGAGGAGUUGUUGUACUCGUGUAUAUACUUGAAGACGACGACCUGCGCUUCUCAAGUGUUCUGCAAAAAGUUUUGGAAGAUGUUCCGAGGUGUCGCACAGCUGACCCGCCCAUGGCCAUCUGCCGCACGUCAAUAGGCAUGAAGUUCUCACAGAGAAGGAUAACUCCCACUGUGACUAGCAUCAGGAUGAUCCCAUGAGUCUUUAAACCUUAGCCCGUGGGUAUCCGAAAAAAGCCCUUCUUUCGUUUGAUCGACAAUGAAAGUAUUUCCUGGGGUGGCCCAUCGCUCCUUCCUUUCCCUAAUGUCUGUUUUGGCAUCAAAUUUUGUAGUUUCUGAGAGGAAGUCUUUGAGAAAGGCGGUUCCCCAAUCCCAGAGGAUUUCACUUGGUGCUCAUUCAAGCGUACCUGCCGGUUAUUAAUCGGAAGCGACUGCCGCUUGAAACUAGACCGUUGGCUUCCGUGGAACUUUGCAGUGUCUUUACUUCUUGGCCAUCGUCUGGAAGGCAAACAUAAGCUAACGCGAAGAACAGAUACCACGUGCCCGUCGGAAGUUGCUUCACUCUGGAUCUCAGAAAGGCAACAACGGCUAACACACCUGCCUGUAGAUAAGGCAAGAAAAAGUGGAGAGCCAGUGCCCGAGGAAAUGCAUAGCGUGUCUCUCACACAGCCAGUUGUCGGGCACUGAGGUACCACAAGAAAUCUCUUUGUGUUACCGAGCUCAUUCGAGUCCGGAUUGUUGCUGUCUCUCGCCGAUCCCGCCUUUCUUUUCUGUCAUGGGAACUCCGGAAUGUCGCCGGGUCAGGUGCCACGCCGAUGUCUUCAGCAGCACCCAACUGCCACCACUACACGAGACAAGCCGCAUAGCUACCAGGGCAUUCGAGUGUUAGUCGAAGAAAAGCGUUGCACCCUCCGCAACGCUUUCCGUCUACGCGGAACGUCACUUCAUUGAGUUUUACAGAGAUGUGUGAUAUGCACGAGGACUAAUGCAAGAACUGACAACUACCGAUUCAUUCUCCUGGUUACCCUCCUGGACAAAGGGAAGAUCCCGCGUCUCCUGACCUACAUCCAGACGUUCGAUUGACAACGAGUGACGCACGUCGUUCACGACGACAGGUUAAACUGCUAAGAAUUUGAUUGCUUUAGGCACACCUUUUGCUGGCC